GCGGCUGCCCUGAGGGGAGCAGAGGCCGCCCUGAGGGAGAGCGGCAGCGGCGGCUGCCCUGAGGGGAGCAGAGGCCGCCCUGAGGGAGAGCGGCAGCGGCGGCUGCCCUGAGGGGAGCAGAGGCCGCCCUGAGGGAGAGCGGCAGCGGCGGCUGCCCUGAGGGGAGCAGAGGCCGCCCUGAGGGAGAGCGGCAGCGGCGGCUGCCCUGAGGGGAGCAGAGGCCGCCCUGAGGGAGAGCGGCAGCGGCGGCUGCCCUGAGGGGAGCAGGCAGCGGCAGCGGGGUCCUGCGGGAGAGGAGCUGCGGCAGCAGAGCCAAGCAGCAUAUACUGCACAGCGAAAUGUCCUCAAAGAAGAAAAUAAAGAAGAAUCAUACCAGCUCUAAGCGAGGGGAGCACAAAGCCAACUCCAAUCUUCAUUGGAAAUCACUUGCACUUGAGGAACCAGAUGUCUCAAGGAUAUUGAAGGUAGCAGAAACAAAUCAAUUUGAGGAGCUUGAUGAUUCCUUUGAUCACCCUUUGCACAGUACUGCUGUUGAUGCUUAUGGAGAGGAACACUCACAGAACGAGGCACUUGGUCGUAUUUCGGCACCACAGAAGCAAAAUACAGACAGACGUUCCAGUGGAAAACAGAUAAAAUUUAAAAAGCUGCAUCACUCAAAGCCCCCCGGUGGUGAUGUUCAGAAAUUCAACACGGCUGAUGCUGGAGAGGAACCCCUUAAGGAGACUGUGGCAAAAAAGAAGAAGCCUUCAGAAGAGAAUACAUCAGAUCCUUCUGUGGAUAGCCCACAUUCUGUACAGAUGUGGUGCCCCAAAGAGCUGAAGAGAUCUCCUAGAGAUAUUACAGAGCUGGAUGUUGUUCUGGCCAAAGUUGAGAACAUAGCAGCAAAUUACAGACAAAGCAUAGAAUCAAACAUUUGCAGAAAGGCUAUCGAUGACUUGACUUCUGCUUUCAAGGACCAAAUCACUGAUCUUAUAGCAGGAGUCCAGGAAUUAAGGAAUAUGAAGAAAAAAAAUGCUAAGGCAAUAACAAACAUCAAAAAGAAAAGGCAGCAACUGGUGCAAGUCAGAGAAGAGCUAACUAGAGCUGAACUGCAACUGACUCAACUACAGAGAGAAUAUGCUGAGAUACAGGAAAGGAAAUCUUCCUUGAGGCAAACAGUUGAAUUAAUUACUGAUUUAAAGGAGUUACAGCAAGACUGUUUGGAUUACAGAGAAGAAAACCCAAAAGGAAAAGUAGUAUAUGGAACUUCCAGCCUCCCUGCUCUUCUGAUGGAAUCUCGGAGGAUUCUAGGAGCAGAAAAGCACUUUAAGAGUAUCAAUAUGAAGCUGGAAGAGGCUCUGGCUGUACAAAAAGAGCAGAGAGCAGAGAAAAAUUAAGUGUCUUUCUAAGAUUUUCAGACAUUCAGUUGGAACAGGUAUCAGAAUUGUCAGGGCUUAAAGCUUGUUUAAUCAUUGUUACUCUAUUUUGUUUCAGUGUUUAAAAGAAGUCAAGAACUUUGAGUUUGUAUCUUUUUAUUGUCAAAUAGUCUCAGAAUAUCAAUGAAAGGAAAUAGCGAUAUUUAAACUUUCCUGUACUCUGAACAAGGUUGGGUGUUAAUCUUGUGCUAUUAAAGUAAUCUUGAGAGGAAUAUAUUCAUAAA
This is a messenger RNA of Ficedula albicollis (Collared flycatcher), 1639 nucleotides long. It is a transcript of the gene CENPU, whose product is annotated as centromere protein U. The record is from RefSeq and is a predicted model, not a curated record. NCBI's taxonomy places the organism in Eukaryota, Metazoa, Chordata, Aves, Passeriformes, Muscicapidae. Gene Ontology annotation, cellular component: nucleus. The transcript is spliced from 12 exons. Bases 339 to 1376 code for a protein of 345 amino acids.